Diuraphis noxia (Russian wheat aphid) is the source of this 951-nucleotide messenger RNA. RefSeq lists its product as uncharacterized. The record is from RefSeq and is a predicted model, not a curated record. NCBI's taxonomy places the organism in Eukaryota, Metazoa, Arthropoda, Insecta, Hemiptera, Aphididae.
UUCAGUUUAUUAUUUUGGUGGCGUGGUGAUUUUAAGUAGGUACCUAAUGGCUAAUAAUCAUAACUGAAAAUGCCCAAAUCCAAAACAAAAAAAGGUAUUGUUAAUAUGACGUUUUAARUACGGAUUUACGGUGAUGAUUGAGAAAAAUGGAUAUCAUUUACUUCGGCGGGUGAUUUGUCACACGACGGUUUUGAGUGAUGAUGCGUCAGUUCAAAUGACAAACCAAUCGAUUUCUUGCGUGCUUAGAUAAACUCGGUAAAACGCGUGAAACUACUGAAACUCGGAUUCAAUAGGUCGUUUUCAAAUUGAAGGUGUAACGAUUAUGGAAGUUUCUCUGACGAUGUUGCCUCGUUGAUAGCCAAAGACGAGAAACCACAUCAUACUAUUCGAAUGGAAAAGGUCAUCACCAUUGGUGGUGGAGUUAUGAAUGGUCGAAGUGUAACGGUACAGAAUUACACAGUAAAUGUGGCGUCUCUGCACACAUUGCACUUCGGUCGAUCGGUGGAUGCGGCACUCCCUGUCGCGAUCACUGGGGCAGUGGCCAAAAAACGUAGUAUAUUUCUAGCCCCCCUCUCUACGCCUACCAGGAAUCGUGCGCCGAGGGGUCGUGUACCGCGACAUCGGUCGCCGUUAAUUAUUCGGCCACCGCGGAGUCCGUCGUCACGGACCCGUGCCCACCACCGCAGUCGUUCCGAACGGUGUCGGUUGCUGGAGACCACCGGCAGUUUGCAAACGCCGUGGCAAUCGGCACCAGUUGUACGAGACGCCACCGUGGCUUCAGUGGCCACCACUCACCUCGAUGAGACAACGUUUGACAUUAAUGACCCCCCCCCUGUUUCCAGCUACGGAAAGAUUAUUAUGUUGGAUGAAGACCUAAAUAAGGUCAUGGACAAUUUUUUGUCGGCCAAGGAAGAAACACUGUAAAUUGUCAAUUGGAGAAUAUAAAUCAUA